Molecule: messenger RNA, 738 nt
Organism: Trichoderma asperellum CBS 433.97
Lineage: Eukaryota; Fungi; Ascomycota; Sordariomycetes; Hypocreales; Hypocreaceae
Gene: PPS1
Product: tyrosine/serine/threonine protein phosphatase pps1
Biological process (GO): phospholipid biosynthetic process
Cellular component (GO): membrane
Molecular function (GO): phosphotransferase activity, for other substituted phosphate groups
Source: RefSeq, a predicted model, not a curated record
AUGUCAAGACGAACCAGCGCUGCCUCGGCGGCCACCAAUGGCCCGACUUCGAGAGAGUUGUCGCCCCAGAACCAACCAGCAAUUGACAAGCAAAAGACGCUUCUCUCUGCAGACGUGGGCCACUUCUCGCUGGUGCGAGCCAUGCACCUCGCAGAUCUCAUUACUCUUAUGAAUGGCGCUUGCGGUGUCAUGUCGAUAUUCUCGUCCCUACAGUCCUGCCUGGAACCCGCCAACAGAGACCACCACCUGUGGUGGGCGCUGACAUUCUUGCCGUUUGGCUUGUUCUUCGAUUUUCUUGAUGGCAGGGUGGCUCGAUGGAGGAAGAAGAGCAGCCUGAUGGGACAAGAGCUGGAUUCCCUUGCCGACUUGAUCUCUUUCGGUGUCGCUCCCGCCAUGGUUGCCUUUUCCAUUGGCCUUCGAACUGCUGCCGAUAAACUCGGCCUCGCCUUUUUUGUUCUGUGUGGAUUGACCAGACUGGCCCGCUUCAACGUCACUGUCGCCGUUUUGCCCAAGGAUGCUACUGGCAAGAGCACAUUCUUCGAGGGCACUCCCAUUCCGACAUCGCUGGGUUUGGAUGCCCUUAUGGCUUACUGGCUGCAGCACGGCUGGAUCUUGGACAGCAUCCCCUUUGGCACCAUCUUCACUGGUACAUCGCUCGAGUUCCACCCCGUCGUGCUCUUGUUCGUCAUUCACGGCUGCACCAUGACUAGCAAGACGAUACGCAUACCAAAGCCCUAA